GCCCACAAGAUACAAGCCUUCCAUUCUUGUAUUUUUUUUCCCUCAUUCACUCCAGCGGGACGCCUGAGAGCAGCACGCACAUUCGCUCUGUUUGGACAAGAACUUAAAGCCAAAAGCUGGACUUCUUUUAAAAUCCCCAUUGGAGAGCAGGGUUUGGAUUUCUUUUCAUUCUUUUCCUGUCCUUCUUGAUACCUUCCCAAAGAUCAGCCAGCCCGACAGAGAACUUGUGACAGAUCAAGAAGCAAAAGAAACAGAGGUAAGGAAAAGAGACCUUAAAAAAAAGAAAAGGAAACUGCAGACAGAUAAAGAGGCGGGGAUAAUCCGCACAAGUGUUGUGCAAAGAGGAGGAAAAAUAUACAGAUAAAGAAAAUAAGGAGCUGUACAAGUGUGAAGGGCGAGGAGAAGAGACUGGAAAGAAAGAGAGAUAAAAGGGGAUCAUUUCAAGCUGAAGGCCAAGUAAGUUAUGAAGACAAAGUGAAGACUAAACCAAAACAGAAACUCCCGACAUCAAAUUACCAGCGAGGAUGGAGGCCCGGCACGACAGCAGGACAGAGCUCCUCUGAACCCACAAGAAGAAGCAGCUGUGCUUGACGCGAGGACGAGGAGAAGAUUGCCUCAUCAUGAUUUACUCAUCGGAUUUCCCAGAUUCCAAUAACCUGCACGGGAAAAGCAACUUUGUCCCAGGAUAGUAUGAAGAGAGGAGCGCACAGAUACCAGCCUAAUCUGCCGUAACCUUCCUGCUCCUCCUCCUCUUCACUUCAGACUCCUCCACCUUCUUGUCUUCACAUCAAGCUCCAAAUUUGCCAGCCUUCUCCCUCUCUGUCCUGGUAUCUCCCCUCACACUCUCCAUCCCCUCACUAUGUGGAUAACAGCUGUGCUCCUAUGGAUUCUUAAUACCAGCUGUUUGUGCCCAGGACAAGACUUCACAGACUAUUACCAAACUCAAGACAUGGGCACCGAGGCUCCAACUCAAGUGGAUGACCAGCCCAGCCUGGAGACAGUGACAAGCAUGGAUCAGCUCCUACAGCUGCUCUACCCAGAAUAUGGUUUGAUUCAGCACUGCAUGAGGAAGAAAUCAUGGCAUACUUCUUCGUCCUCAUCUCCUUCCUUUUCAACAUCUUCUGCAAGCCCCUUAGUUCACGGUGACAAUGAUGAUAUGUGGGUUCAACUGAGGGAAGAGGCCCUUUACAAAAUGGAUGGAACUUUGGGAGUCAUCCUCGAGGAGAUCCAGCGUACCUCCUGCCAGCCCAGGGAGGUUUGCGUUGAGGUUGCCAAAGAAUACCCAGAAUCCACCAGUCAGUUCUACCUCCCUCGCUGUGUUGCGCUGCAUCGCUGCGGUGGAUGCUGCGCCAACGAGGCUUUUUACUGCACCAACACGAGUUACACGCUUGUCAACAAAACACUGAUGGAGUUGUCCCCACCCAGGAUGGAUCGCUCAGUCGUCAUGGUGACCUUCGUCAACCACACUUCGUGCGAGUGCCUGUCCAAGCGACCGCUGCACUCCAUCAUCAGGCGGGCAGCGACAGAUCACCUGUGCUCCCCUCCUGAACGCCCCUGUGCCUCGGGCUCUUUAUGGGAUCCCGAGAACUGCGUUUGUGUCUCCGCAGACAUGAUGAACUACUCUCAGAGAGAAACAGAGGUACUGGACUCAGGUCUGCUGGCUCUGUGCGGGCCCAACAGGUUUCUGGAGGAGUCCACCUGUGAGUGCGUCUGUCAAAACGGACUCACAGAAGCCAGCUGUGAUCCAGGUUGGAAACUGGACCAAAACGCCUGUGAGUGUCAGUGUGAAGGGCAAGGUGAGGGGAGGUCGUGUCCUGCCGGCCAGCGGUGGGACGACGAGCUGUGCGGCUGCGUGUGUGCGGCCGAGUGUCCGCGGAACCAGCCCCUCAACCCCGACACCUGCCUGUGUCAGUGCAGGGAGAGCCCGCAGUCCUGUCUGCGGCAGGGGAAGAGGUUCAACCCCAACAACUGCAGGUGGGUGCGCAAGGAGACGCCGGUUCUGCCCUCUGUGGAAAGAGAUCCCAAGCCCAAAACUAUCACCUGUUACAGGCUUCCCUGCAGAAAUCCGAGACGUGUGUGCGAGGAGGGCUUUUACUACAGUUACCAGGUCUGUCAGUGCAUUCCCAACUACAUGAAGUGGAACUAACUGGCAAGAUCCCAAUGAGAAGAAACUUAAGAUACCGCAAUUUUUUACCUUUCACCCCAAACCUUUCGGCCUGAACAAAGGGACAGCAUUAUGAGAGUGCUUCCUGAGAAAGAAGCAGGAAGUGGGACUGAAUAUAUACAUGUGCUGACAACAUAUUCCGAGCAACACUUGGGGGAAUUUCAUGCUGCCUGUGCUUUGUCACUUCUCCAAAGAUCAAAGAACUUUUCUGUAAAAUCAGAGGGUAAGUCCCACAAAUCCAGCCCAACUAGUUGAUUUAAGAGGAAACAAAGACCAAAAACAGGCUAUGUGUUUGCCUCUUCUUCCUCUAAUAACCCAAUCCCAAAUGGAAGCAACCAAUCUCACCUGGAAAACUACCUUAAAAACAACAUGACGAGGCAGGGCGGACCAAUCGGACGCAGACCCAAGCUGCAACGUGUUGGAGCAAGAGUGCCAACCAUCUGCAGCGGCAGGGCUCAUGCCUGUGUGAGGCGGGAUGAGGAAAAAGAUAAUAAUGAAACUGUCUCCGUGCUUUGAGGAAAAAAAAAAAAGAAAAAGAAAAAAGAAAGCAGUACCUGCAUCAUGUGAUGUCUCAGAGCACGUCACCGGGCCCUCUGUUCCCUCUUAUUCGAGGUGAAUCCAUCGGGUUUUUCUACACUUCACUGCGUCUGCUCUGGCUAUGCUGAGAGAUAAAGGGAAUCUCCCAGUCCAAUUUAGGUGUAAUAUUUUUUUAAUUGGUUUGAAUAGGAAAACUGAUUUUUUACAAAAAAGUCUGAUUCAUUUGUCUACUCUGCUGCUUUGCUCUUCCUCAGCCAGUGCCGUCACAUCUUUGAAUCCAGUCAAAACGUACGCAGUUCGGGGUCUUCCGCUAAUUUAUCUUGACAUGUUCCAAGUAAUAAUAUUUGUAUAUAAUCAAUGUUUGCAUAUUUAAAACAGUGAAAUGUGUAUGAUGGAAUCCCCACAAGUCGUACACUGCUGUAUUUAAGUUUCUAUAACUGUUGUGAAGUGAAAUGAUUCAUAUUUUUGGUGUCCGUUUAAAUUUCUUGGAGAAUCCGAGUCAAUACUGCCAGCACUGUCACACGUCCGUUCUAACAAGUCAUUUAGAAGCCUAAACAGCUUCAAGAAAUGUGUAAUGUCUACAGAAAUAUACAAAGUGUUAAGAUGAAGAUUUAUUGCAGUGUAAAUACGAUUGUAGUGUUUGUGCUGUGUGGAUAUAAAACACCUGUUCAUUCUUCUCUCAUGCUUAAAUUAUUAAGUACUGAUUAAAGCCUUGUCUGAUGGGCCUCUUUUGUUUAUCAUAUUUACAGUCGAAAAUAGAAG
This is a messenger RNA of Menidia menidia (Atlantic silverside), 3463 nucleotides long. NCBI's taxonomy places the organism in Eukaryota, Metazoa, Chordata, Actinopteri, Atheriniformes, Atherinopsidae. The record is from the annotation of a GenBank genome assembly.